Messenger RNA from Liolophura sinensis, 9733 nucleotides. Its product is annotated as mucin-2-like. The record is from RefSeq and is a predicted model, not a curated record. The transcript has 7 exons. Gene Ontology annotation, cellular component: histone methyltransferase complex; nucleus; transcription regulator complex. Lineage: Eukaryota; Metazoa; Mollusca; Polyplacophora; Chitonida; Chitonidae. Gene Ontology annotation, biological process: positive regulation of transcription by RNA polymerase II. Bases 141 to 7490 code for a protein of 2449 amino acids.
AAUGGCGGCUCUUGUUAUUGUUUCAUGGCGUAUUUGAUACAAGAAUAUUUUUAGGACGGAUAACCCAUCUUCUGAGAAAGCUGCUAUCACUAAGUUGGCUGAACUCAGAGCUUCACAAAAAUUAUGGCCAAUGUCCAUGGAUGAAGAUGGGGCCUCAGGAAGAUUAUAUUGAGACGGUGUUCACCUGUAAGGGGGAUUUUAAUGAUCCCAACCUUCAUCUUCAGCUGGAGGAAUUUUACGAAGGACUUCGUAGUCUCUUGUUACCAGAUUCCUGUCAAGAGAAGUUGAUCUUGAAGAAGGUAGAGCCGUGGAACAGUGUGCGGGUUACAUUCAACAUCCCGAGAGCAGCAGCCCUCAAAUUAAAACAACUUGCUCAACAAGGAGACACAAAUCUAAGACGGCUUGGUGUUCUUGCAGUGCAGAUAGAAGGUGAUCAAUCAAUAUCACUGACGAUCGCUGGUAAGAACAAUGAGCGGACAGAACUAGUGUUCAAAACCGGGUCAGGCGAUGGAUCUGUGGAACCGUCCAUGUCGGUGCUGGAUGCCGUGGCCACAGGCAGCAGUGUGGAAGCCACCAGAAAGAACAUUAAGGAAUACUUGCGUCAGAGUGAUGCCUUGCUGGACCCCUUUCUAAGCCAUUUAGGACAAGGCAGCGAGCUACUGAAGUCCCCUAAUGUUGUUGCAACGUCCUCUGAUCCCAUACCAUUCUUGACAGGAGAUACCACCACUUUGGCAUCUUCUGGAAAAUCUCAUGGUCUUCAUAGCUCUCCAUUGCAUGGAUUGGUGUUCCCUGCUGGGAGGAGUCCAACGGGUUACCCAACCUCUCCCAGCCUGACUGGUAGAAGUGUCAUUGGGAGUAAUCCACAGAAAUACAACAGUUACCCCCAUGGCCGACCUGGAGCGCCUCCUGCCCGACAGACUAUAGGCAACUUGUUGUUACCCCCUCCACCCCCAUACCCUCAUCCUCAGGUGGUCAGUGUUAACAGUAUACAGAAACAGAAUAGGCCCAUGACUUCAUCCAGUCCACUGUUGGUUAAUUUACUACAGAACGAUCCAUCAGGUGGCCUUCUGCAUAGUUUAGCCCAGGGAAAGCUACCAGAGUUACUGGAUGGUAGUCUGGAUGCUAUAGCCCUGGCUAAGAAAAAACGCAGGAAAAGGAAAAAGAAACAAGCAAGGCUUGCAGCCGAAGCAGCUGCACGGGAGGCUGAAAUGGUGAUGGAAAGUGUACCUAAUACAGCUGUGACAUCCACCUCUUCAGUGUCUUUACCAGGAUUCAAGAAAUCUGUCAAAAAAUCUAAACCUUCUGUGUCUAGUGGACUUGCUGCUGAUCAUUCCACACAGUUGUCAGACGUGCUAGAAUCGGCUGCUGAUAAGCUUGUUAACCCUUAUACAGGACUGUUAGAACCAGCCGAUGCUUCGGGAGAUAGCACAAGUGGUUCUUCACUCGUUCCGGACCAGCAAGAGAAAAUAGACACGAUACAAGCUGCCAUAAAUAGAGUGGCAGCAGCUUGGACAGAGCACACCUCUGUCUCAGAAGAUACAGUGUCCACAAACGUAUCAAGUGUACUUACGUCGUCGUCGUCGUCAUUCGAUGUAACUGUAUCAACAUCACCUUUGGUAUCAUUGCCCCAGGGAUCGCUACCUGCGCAUUCAUUGCCCUGUAGCUCGUCCCCGUAUGUUACUCCACUGUCUGCAGCACCCUCAUUUGACAAGGGCACCUCAUUAGACGCCCUCGCCAUCUCUUCUGUCUGUGAUAGACCCACAAAUGAUCCCCACCAUAGACCAUAUGAUAUGAACUUUUCUCAGAGUAAUAAGAACAAAAUAAACCCCAACAGUGAGGGUUUCCAAGGGGAACCAUUGCUGGCCAUGCAGCACGUAGCAUAUAGUGUUGGACUUCCCUCAGGGCCACGGCAGUCCGGGCCCAUAUCUAUCCCUAGUCAUAUGCAGCCACAGCUUAGUAUGCAAGAGACAUUUAUCCCCAAAACUACAUGUACACUGGCAUUGUCCAAACCUUCCUUCAAUACUGGAGAUGUGCUGAUUUCCAGGAUUGGAGGUUUGCCAGGUGGUCACUCUGUUCUGGGUUCCACUGUGCCGGAAAAGUCAAGAAGUUUCACGUCAUCUGUAGCCGGAGAAACUCCUCAGUUGCCACUAAGGCGUCAUGCUGGAACACCCCCUCAUUCUGUGUUGGCCUCUCCACCAAUGACAUCCCAAGCAGAGAGACCCAGGAGCACUGGGAGUUACCCAUUGUCGCGGGCUGGGGAUGGUAAAGGCUUGGCUGAAGCUGUCUCAAAAAUAUCACCCCACUUUCAGUCUAUUGUGGCUAAUGUCCAUCCAGGUAAUCAUGGCCAGCUUUCUUUUGAGAAUGAACGGACUAGAAUCCAGAUUCAAUCGCCUGGCACUUGCGUCUCAAAAGGUGCAACCAUCACUCAAACUCAAAGUCAAAAUAUACUCCAACUCAGCGAAACACAAACAACAUAUUCACAUCCCAAAGUCGAUAUACCAAAAAAAGGAAAUGAUGAGAUUAACAAUUCCAAUCAUGAUUCUGGGUUGAGCAGUCAGUCUGAAGCAGCUGACGAAAACCUGUUGACUGACGAAACGGCCAGCUCCUGUGGCACUCAAGGAUCGCCGAUCUUGACAGUGGCUGAGAACAUCAAGGUGGAGCAUGGAAGAUCCCAUGUCAAAGUCGAGACUCAUGCCUCUAUAGCAUUAGCUAUACCCACUUCAUCUCACCCCAUUUCACAUCACCAUGCUGCAUUGUCUGGAAAUCCACUCUAUCACAAAGACUCUUCUGUUCAGGCUAUGAUGAACUGUAGUGAGGCUCUGAUGCUUCAUAAUCCAACUGUAGCCAGUACAAAUCCAACAGUCCUACACUGGAACACGGCUUCAGGAUCUCAGGCGCACGCUGAUGGGGCAAACCUGUGCGUAAGUGCUGAAAGAGACGGUCGACCAACAGAGCAGAAAAAUGUGCUCUUACAAAAACAGUGCGACAAAGAGCAAGUGCACCAGGUCAGGUGUCAGUCUCCCGAAAACACCAAGACCACGGUGUCAGACGGGAUGCUAGUGACUCACAGUCGUGAAAGCGAUAUGUCGCUGUGUCACCCUGAAGUCACUCAUCUGUCUGUUAAUGUGUCUUCUGUGGCUGACCUAAAAGACUCGUCUCACCCCACAUCUGUGAGAGACAAAGGUAUGGUUACUGUGUCACCAUACAGGACUCAGGGUUAUGCCCCGUCUUCUGGUGCACCAUUGUCUUACUGUGGAGGGGACACCUAUGGAAAUUACCACACAGACAAGGGAAGGAGUGUUCCCAUCAUGUCAGCCACUGUCUAUCAAGGUCAUAAGGACAAAGGUGUUGGGGAACUUGCUGAGGUGAAGCCCCGUUUGCAGUCCAGUGCUAUUAGUAUUGUCCCAGGUCUACCAGAUUUGAGGACAGCCAAACUUUUUGAUAAUGCAUCCAGUGCUUGCCCAGAAUCUGAUACUGUAAUGAAAAACAUGCGACUGCAUAAACCCCCUGCUCCAGACUCUACCGGAGUGACCAGUGUCUCCGGCAGUGUCUCCAGCAGCUUGCCUCUUACCUACAAGUCUUACGUGGAGACAGUACCUAGGCUAGGAGCUGUCCCCUCACAUAACAGCUCAGUAAACUUCUCUCAAGGCUACUCCUCUUCUGUGGACACCCAUUCAGUUAACUCCUACGUGUCCCGGCCUGUACCCAUUUCCUCUCAACAGAAUGAUACCGCUGCGUCACGGACUCAAACUGUGGCCACAGCCUCUGCGCCGACCAUCACUGAAAACUGUAGGCCCAGUGCAAACUUAAGGCAUGGCUCUAAUGAAGCUUUAAAUUAUAAUCAACACUACGUCAAUCCCCUUAAUGUUCAAAUGUGCAAUACUGCAAGCUCUGUGUCGGCAUCAACUUCUCUUGAGGCAGCUCAUGGCAUGACCCAGCCCACAGCCACGGCUGUGACAUCGGACCCAUAUAUGGUGAGGACCUCUUACACCAACAACACAACACAUGGUAGGACAAGUGUCUCGCAGAGUCCAGUGAAACUGGCGCAAGUGCAGAAGGUCAACACCCAUAGUGAUGCUAAUGGUCCCAUGGACUUUGGGGAGCACAGAAGCUCUCAGCGUGAAGUAGCUAACUGUCACAUCAAUGACCAUGGGAGUCAACAAAGUGACAGUGUGGAGUGUAUGAUGAAAUCUGGUGGUCAUGCUGCUCACCCAAAUCUGCCAGUGAUAACGGGGGACAUUCUUGACCAGGAGUUAAUAAAAAACUGCAAUUCUAAUGAUGUUCAAAUGAUUGAGGAUCAUGCAGUGCAAAACUAUAUUUCUGCUGAGCCCAAUCCUACUGUGCAAAGAGGGAUCUGUCCAGGUUUGCCAUCUUCGAGUCUUCGGGCAGGCAGCCCCGAUCAUUUGAAAGGUUCCAAUGUGACCAGCAUGUACACAAGAAAGUCUCCGACCAGCAAGUCUGGUGGAGGAGGCAAUAUGCUUAACAUGUUUGCAUCAGUUUUGCCUUUGCCCAAACUUCUAACAGAGUCCAUGCAGAAGGUGGUGAAGCCAUUGCCUGGAUCAGCCAAAGACCCUGAAGCAUCUGUGAAACUUGCUAGGCGUAAUCAAGGACAUCCAAACUUACUUAGCCACAAUGCUAGCUCAUCUUACUCAAAAUCCCCGCCCUUGGGCUACGAAUCUGUUCAGGGUGCCAGUAGUGUAUUGACACCUCCGAAGAGCCCUGUGCGGUUUGGCCCAGGAGAAGCUAUGACCAUGGGCUUACCGAAACCACAGUCUCCAAGAACUCGAAGUCCCCAUGUAUUUCCAGCACCAGGCAGCCACCCCGCUCUUCCACUCGGCAACAUGCCAAUUUCUUCAUCUUUCAACUCGACAGCUCUGACACGCAUGGCUGAGUCUCGUUUUCCAACUGAUGGUAUUGAUCACAAUGGACAAGAUAUUCCAAAACGUGAAUCUGUUCAAGCAACAGACUCCUUGAACAAUGGUCCUUCUCGCGCACAAGGCACAGUAGACAGUGCCCAUGUUCAGUCUUGGAACGGUGCUAAUACACAACCUUCUGGGCAGCAGCAAAUAACUCAUGAACAAACAUCUGUAGAAACUACUUUUGUUAAAGUGGAAGCAACUACGGGUUCUUUGAGUGGAGCAGACACAGCUGUUUCUGAAAGCAAUACAAUGACUACUGUAGACGUAACUGUGUCUGAAUCCAAUGCACGGCAUGAACCUUCUGCAAUACAGAACUUUAAGACUGAACAUAGUGGCAAACAGGUGCAGACUGGGGUUUCAGAACAUUCAGAAGGUCAAGAGGGACAAGAUCUAUGCAAGGCCAAAUUGUCUUACCCCUCACAAUCUUCCAUUAUGCAUCAUGUGUCGAGUGUUGAAACACCAGCUUGUGAUCAAACCACAGUUGGAAAUACCACCUCAGAGUUGAGUGUUGAUGGUUCUAGUGCUCAGAUUGCUGACACAGAGCAAUGUAAAGAAGUAAAGGAGUCCAAUGUAGGCCAUGAUUGCCCACCCCUGCCAAGUACGAGGUCUGAAAAACUGGCACCAACCAGCGGUGUUGAGUCCUCCAAUGCUCACACAGAAGAGUCCUCUGACAUGCCAGGUGACGUGGAAGAAAGUGCAAAAAGUACAGCAGCUGAGGAAAAACCUACUUUCACUGUAGAAGAGGUCUCGGUGGCAUCUGGGGAUUCCAAGGAAGACGCACCAGCUUCAGGAGAAACCAAGGAAAGGGUAUUGACUUCUGGGGAAACCCUGGAAAAGGCAUCAGCUUCUGUUGAGUCCAAGGAGAUGGCAUCAGCAUGUGCGGAUCCCAAGGAAAUUGCAUCAGCGUUUAGGGAGUCCAAGGAUGUGGUAUCAACUACUGAGGAGAAUAGGGAAAUACCAUCAGUUUCUGAGGAUUCUAACAGAAAUGCAUCAGCUUCAUGGGAACCCAACAAAAAUGCAGGAACUUCUGUUGAGCCCGGUGAAAUGGCAUCAGCUUUUAAAGUGCCCCAGGAAAAGGCAGAAGAAUCCCUUGAGCCCAAUAGAAAAGCAGCAGCAUUUGGGGAGGCAAAGGAACAGACACAACCUGCUAACAUGGAGUCAAUAUCUGAGGAUACCCAUUGUCCAGUAACUAUUCAGAUCCAAACUUAUCCAUCAACAGCCAUCUCACAUGAGCCUUGCUCUUCUGUAUUUCCUCAGGCAAACCCAGAAGUCAGUCCUCCAGAGAGAAACCUGUCUGAAGAUCCUCCAGGAGAAGCUGUUCCAUGUGCAGAACUCAAGAAUACUGAAAGAGGAAUUGAGGUCAGUUCAGAAAGUCCUGAACAAGACAUUUUACCAAAUUCUAUGGCUGAUGUAACUGAAGGUCAAGACAUCCCUGUUGAACAAAGUACUCCUGAAGGUCUGUCUGGUGAUCCACCCUUCCAAGCUCCAGCUUGUGAACCUGAAAUGUCCACGACUGUUGUGGAAUCCGGCCAAGCUGACCAACUCAGUGUGUCAGCUGUCACAGAAAUCUGUAAUGAAGUGCAUCUUCCAACUGAAGAUCACAAGUCAAGUUUUGAUUCCAAUACAGAGAGCAUUUGUGAUAACACCCAGAGCCUAGGACCAACAGCUAUUGAGGAUGGAACCUUGUCGAAGCCGGAGGAGGAACAUCUGCGGCCAUACAGAUCUGCAAGGAAAAUCAGCGAAUCAGAAAUUCCCUUAAUAACAAAGACGCUUCGUGGUGGAAAGCAAAUAGAAGAAGCACCUCGUGCAGGCCGAGCAACAAAAACCCCAAAACGCAAGGAAGAGGAUAAUGGCAAUAAGGUAUCUCCUGAAGCAGAGGCCAGUCCACAACUGCGACAGAGGAGAAGCAGAAGACGUUUGCCUGAUGCCGAUGGAAAUGCUGGUGAGCACACAGCAGCUAAACGCUCACGAGUUGAUGGCCUUGAUGAAACCCAUGGUGAAUCUGGUGAGCAGGAUGGAGUCGUGUUGAUGGAUGGGGAAAGCAAUGACUCUACAUCCUGUGAUCACAAUGACAUAGGGGAUUCUGCAGAUCACACAGCUGUGGAAGGCACUCAUGUGGACAAUGCACAUCCUGAUGCCGAUCCCAAGAAUAGUGGGGAGGAAAAAGCUGGCAUUCGUCAGCAGAAGGACACACGUCGAGGCAGUGAUGCCUCAAAACCUGUCCUUCGUGACUCUAAGCGUGAUGUCAAGCAAAAUGCGGCAGUGACUGAUAGUGAUGUUAAGGGUCGGGGUAAGGCGUCUGAGCGAGUGCUGAAAGCCAAUGAGGAGGAACAUGUGACCAGAAGCUCUCGACGGAACCGACAGUCUCCAUCGGGUGUCCUGGACAAGAGUACUGCACCUGCCACGCGUGACAGAUCACCUGUAUGUAGAACCCGUAACCGAACUCCAGAUCAACGAGAGGAAUCACCUGAUCAACAAUACAAGCGCACAACACGUUCUACGAAACCCAAAGAACACCCAGAGCCAGUGACUACAAACAGAAGGCGCCGGACGUCACGUGACCACAGGUAGUCCACCUCCAAUCUCACAUCAUUCUCACUAGAUCCAGGUGUGGCACGAACCUCUGGGGUAACCUGUUGGACUUGAACAUGUGCCUGACCCACAGAACUUCAUCAUCUAAGACUGUGUAAGGCAAUGAACAAACACUGUGUCGGCAGAGACAACAAUUGUGUAUAUAGUGAAGACUUCCUGUAGACUGACAACUAAGAUGCUGCUUUGUGAUCCUCCAUGCAUUUACGCUCCUCUCAGAUUCUAGGACUGCCCAGUUUAUAUCUCUGAUCAUGUAUUCACAGCAGGCUGUUUGAGAACAGAGAAGGCAGCCUGCAGACUUCUAUAGACUGAGACACAAGUCAAUUUUUGUGCUGAUUUGUGAUCAUAGCUUGGGCAAGUGUCCAGGUAAAUUCUCUCGGGAGCAUCUAACCAAGCUAGAACUGUGGAGGAUGGGUGUGUGGGGAAUGUUUCUUGUGUGUCUUAUAACCUAACCCACUGUUUUCUUUUGUACCCGUGUGAUACUAAGUUUUGUGUGGUAUGCAGGGUGAAACAUUACCAUGCAAGAAACCAUAUGAAGAAUUAAAACCUGGACAAAGGGGAAAGAACUGUAUAUUUGUAACCAAGGGGAGAUAACUUUCUCCACUGAGUGGACUGUUUCUGCUUUGACUGCUCACUGCUUUGUAGUGAGGGCACAAAGUCAGGAUAAUUUAUAUGGUAUACACGUUCGUUCUGCUGUUGUCGUCAUCAUAUUUUUUGUUUACAGAUUCUGUAGACUUGUUUUAUUGUAUCUGUGUUUACAUGGGCGGGGAGGGGGGGCAUCCUGUUGACGAGCUUCUAGGACAGUGGCACAUCUUGAUGCCAUGAGAUUGCAUCUUGUAUAUAGGUAUACAUAUUUGAUCCCAGCUAUUUAAGCAAAUCUUGAUAGCAAAUUUAUCUUGUUUAAUAGCAUAAGUUUAUUGCUGUGAAAAAUGUAGGGACAGUUGCAGUGAUAUUUACUGUUGAUUUACUUCUCUAGCUUUGGCCUAGAAUCUGUAUAUGUAAUGUUUAGAUAUGAAUUAAGAUUACACAGUUUUUUUUUCCCAAUACUCUGGGAGGUUGAGCUUAUGAUUAAUUAUCAGAUCUACUAGGUACUUCCAGUCUUCAAUCAUGUACAUACUUCUUGUAGAUAGACCUUCACCUAUAGCUGUAUCUUCCACUAAUCAUGACAAUAAGCACGAACUGGAAAUAUUGGGAAAUUAUUUCUAUAAUACACCAAAAAAUUUUCAUUAUUUUUUUUUUUUUUUUUGGUGAUAAUUUUUGUUCUUAUUAUUAUUCUCUAUAUAUUGUGAUAAAUAUGGCACAUUUUGGAAGCAUACUGCCGACAACUGCAGCAUAAUGACUACUUCCUCUGUGUAUACAGAGACUCCACAUAGGCCUAUAUAUAUAUUGUUUCACAUAGGUCUACAUUGUUUUCACAUAGGCAUAUAUUGUUUAUAUUUCAACAUGCAGAGAGUGAAUUUAUAGCAUUCAUGUUUACUUCAUUGAGAAUUUGUGUUCAUUUCAUGCAUUUGGGGGUAGAUCCCAAACACAACUGUACAAAUACUUGGUAGAUCCAACCUAUAUACUGUAAAGCUGUAUUUAUCUCCUGUUUGAUUAGAAAAAAAAAAACAUAAAAUUGAAUGGUAUUUGCCUUUCAUGAAGAGCAAUUGCCUAAACUUUGAAGAUGCAUAAAUUACAAGUCUGUGAACAUGAAUAAUGAAAUAAACCUUUUGAUGGUCAUGUUUAUACAACAUUGUAAGCUUCGUUCAAUGAAUUACAUGUUUCUUGUACUAAUAUAUGAGGAUAAAAUGAUGUAUGUACGCAUAUUUAGUGUGGUUGAGAGAUUUCACAUUAACACUUCCAUUUCCACAUACCCCAUCCUAGCUAAUCAGUUAAUACUUACCGUUUUCUUUUGUUGUUGUUGUUGUUUCAGUUAUAGGUACGCCUGGGAAAUUCAAUAACAGUUAAAGAUUUUUUUUUCUGUCUUCAGCUCUGAUUGGUUCUGAAUUUGCAGCUGGCUUUUGGCAGUUAAAUCUGCUGUUCAUGGGAUGGAUUGUUAAAAUUCUUAGCCUCAGUGCUUGUUAUGUUGCGAGAAUUACCUCCCCUUUUUUUUGUAAGUUUUGGCUUCAUUGAUUGGGCAAAAUUUACCCCAAAAUUAUGCUUGCAAUUUCUGGCUUCAGUCCAGCAUUGACUAGGGUGUGCUGAUUGUACCUAUGUAACACCAAAUAGCCAAGAGAAACACACAC